AUGGAUAUGAUAUUGGCAAAUGUAAACCACAUAUAUUUCAAAGUGGAGAGGGACCUAUCGGAACAGGUUGGAGCGAUACCCCUUCCGUUCUUUGGCAUGGACAAAUCAGUGGCCGCUGUAUGCCUUCUCAACUCAAAGAACGGUGAAGAAUGUACUAGAGGAGCGAUGUGCCCUUUCCGUCACAUCCGCGGAGAUCGUACCAUUGUUUGUAAACAUUGGCUGCGCGGUCUGUGCAAAAAGGGCGAUCAAUGCGAGUUUCUGCACGAAUUCGAUAUGAAGAAAAUGCCGGAGUGUUUUUUCUAUUCACGAUUCAAUGCCUGCCACAACAAAGAAUGUCCAUUCCUGCACAUCGAUCCCGAAAGUAAAAUUAAAGACUGUCCCUGGUAUGAUCGAGGCUUUUGCCGGCAUGGUCCACACUGUAGACAUCGUCAUGUUCGUAGAGUUCUGUGCAUGAAUUACUUGGCCGGUUUUUGUCCGAAUGGCUGGAAUUGUAAACAUAUGCAUCCCCGUUUCGAGCUGCCUCCAAGUGCAGAAGCCAGCAAAGAACAAUUUCAAAAGAAAAUACCCACAUGUCACUUCUGUGGUGAAUUUGGACAUAAAGCGUCAUUGUGUAAAAACAAUCCCGAUAAUACUAUUGAUGCACAAAUGAACAGGCCACCACCUAAUCCGCGAUAUCCUCAUUAUCAGCCACCUCCUAACCAAACUAAUCCAAAUACGCAACAACGGGAUUCUCAGGAGUCAACAUCAUCCAAUGCGGGCACAAAUGAAAAUACAGAGCCACCAUCAUCCAAUACUAGACCACAAAAUAAUGGUCCCAUGUAUCAAAAGAUGUCGAAACCAUUGGAAGAAAUUACGUGUUACAAAUGUGGAAAUAAGGGUCACUAUGCAAACAAAUGUCCCAAAGGCCAUUUGGCAUUUCUUUCAAAUCAACGCAGUCAUAAAUGAUAUUUUACCAAUUAAAUAUUUUAUUUUUAUUA
Messenger RNA from Musca vetustissima, 977 nucleotides. RefSeq names its product cleavage and polyadenylation specificity factor subunit 4 (gene Clp). The transcript has a single exon. The coding region runs from base 1 to 945 and encodes 314 amino acids. Lineage: Eukaryota; Metazoa; Arthropoda; Insecta; Diptera; Muscidae. Gene Ontology annotation, molecular function: RNA binding; zinc ion binding. The record is from RefSeq and is a predicted model, not a curated record.